AUGGCUCGCAAAAGAAGUCGAUUAACCUUAGACGACUUGCCAGAUUGCAUUCUGCCCCUCAUUCUCAGUAAAAUUCCUUUCAAACAAGCAGUUCAUUGUUCACUUGUCUCAAAAGGAUGGAAAUUUUGCUGGACAUUUGCAAAAAAUCUAAAAUUUCCAGAGGAUUUCUUUUCUUCAUCGCGUAGCCCUACUGAAAUCCAAAAUAUAAUAGAUCUUAUUUUUGAGCGUCAUUCUGGUCCGCUUGAAGUUUUCGAGCUUAACAAUGUUCGAUUCUGCUGUUCAAGUGACAAGAUUUCUGAUUGGAUUCAUCGCGCUGCUCUUAAAGGCGUGCAAGAGAUUAAGAUUGUAGAGAAGGUUUCAGAAAUUUAUGAAGUUCCGGCAGCCAUAUUUUUAUGUCAAAAUCUCAGAACUUUGGCUUUAAAGAAUUUUCUGCUGACAAAUCUACCAGACGGUUUUGGUGGCUUGGCCGACCUGACAACAUUGGAUCUUUGUAAUGUUGAUCUGAAUGACAAGAUCGUUGAGCUCAUGUUGCAAUUAUGUCCAGAUUAA
Molecule: messenger RNA, 549 nt
Organism: Cryptomeria japonica (Japanese cedar)
Lineage: Eukaryota; Viridiplantae; Streptophyta; Pinopsida; Cupressales; Cupressaceae
Product: F-box/FBD/LRR-repeat protein At1g13570-like
Exons: 2
Coding region: 1-549 (182 amino acids)
Molecular function (GO): protein binding
Source: RefSeq, a predicted model, not a curated record